Molecule: messenger RNA, 1320 nt
Organism: Aspergillus calidoustus
Lineage: Eukaryota; Fungi; Ascomycota; Eurotiomycetes; Eurotiales; Aspergillaceae
Source: the annotation of a GenBank genome assembly
AUGGCACCUCUUCCAGCCCACAUCUUGAUUGUCGGAGGAGGGGUGUUCGGAUUAUCUACGGCCCUAUCCCUAUCCAGACGCCAUCCCAACAGCCAAGUCACACUCCUCGAAGCAUCACCCACAAUCCCCAACCCGCACGGCUCGUCCGUCGACAGCUCGCGCAUUAUCCGAGCAGACUACUCUCAUUCUACAUACGCGAAGCUAGCAACAGAAGCAACGGAUCUCUGGCGCCGCACCGAAUGGGGCCGUGAUGGCCGGUACACUCAGAACGGCCUUCUACUUGUCUACCCCGAUGGAGAUUCGACUGCCAAGGACUACACUACAAAAAGCUACCACAACGUCAAGGAGCUCGGCGAGGAUGCCCAAUUCCUCCCCACAAAAGCGGAUGUUCUCCGGGCUGCGCCAGCAUACGGCGAGACUCUCAAUGUAGCAGGGGGUUACGUCAACUGGAGCUCUGGCUGGGCAGACGCAGAAGCGGGUGUGCGCUUUGCAAAACAAAGGCUCGACGAGCAAGGCAAAGUGUGCUUCCUUACCGGCCAAGUUACCCGUCUUCUUUUCUCCGAGAAGGACAACCAAACUGUGACCGGCGUCGCUCUAGCAAACAACACCACAGUCAACGCCGACCUGGUGAUCCUAGCCACAGGUGCCUGGACAGGCGCGCUGGUCGAUCUCCGGGGCCGCGCAGUCUCAACGGGGCAAGCAAUCGCCUACAUGCGCAUUUCAGACGAGGAGCAGCGCCAGCUAGAGAGUAUGCCGACAAUUCUCAACUUUGCGACGGGGAUAUUCAUCAUCCCGCCGCGGAAAAAUGUCCUCAAGAUCGCUCGCCACGCAUACGGCUACCAUAAUCCCAAGGUUGUACCCGUGCCAGGUUCGGCCACGGGCGAGACAAUGAACAUCAGCCUUCCGGAGCAGGGUGUUCCCAUCCCGCUCGAGGGAGAGACCGCGUUCCGCACAGCGCUCGGUCAACUCCUUCCUACCUUUGCCGACCGGCCUUUCAUCAAUACCAGGAUCUGCUGGUACACUGACACACCCAAAGGAGACUUCAUCGUAACCGCCCACCCCUCGUACCCUCACCUCUUCCUUGCAACGGGUGGCAGCGGCCACGCAUACAAGUUCUUCCCCGUCAUCGGCGACAAGGUUGUCGAUGCCCUCGAGGGCACCUUAGCACCCGAGCUCCGUGAUUUAUGGGCAUGGCCUGAGGCCGUGGACGAGAACAAAUUCAAGGGCACGGAGGACGGGAGUCGCUCGGGAGCGAAGGGCUUGUUGCUCCUGGAGGAGUUAGCGAAGGGGAGGAAAGCGGAAAGGAAAGGCGUUCUGUAG